GCAGGUGUUAGGUGUAUGACUGCUGUCAGUCAACUGAAACAUGUAUCUAGUGCUUUUCCUCUAGAAUGUGAGCAUUAUGGUGAAGAAAAGAUACUGCCAUCAACAGUGUAACUGUCAUAGUUUUUAAAGUGACAUCUGGCAAACGGCUUGUGGUGGGUCUGUGUGCGGACAGAAAAGUUUUGGAAGCAGUGGUUUCUUAAAUUGAAAAGUGUGCAGUAGGCUAUUUUUCCUGGAAGCACUUGCUGCUUUAAAAAAGCAGUUACUCACCUAUAGAGUUUGGAAUUUCACAAAUUUGAAAGACAAUUCCUGUAAAUACUAGUAAAUAUUGCUGGUGUUGUGCAUUCUGGAGAUAUAUUUUUACUACAGAUACUACCAAGGCUUUGCGAAUGGGAUGAACACGCUUCUGUUGACUGCUUACUGACAGUAACCAGCUGGGCACUUCACUGGUGAUGUUUUCAUUCUCACAUUGUCCAAUUGGAGUUUGCUUAUACUGAUUUUUAAAAAGAGGAAGAAAUCAAAGUGGAGUACCGUAAACUUGACAUGGAUAAUAAAAAGAAAGACAAGGACAAGCCAGAUGAAAGAAUGGCACGGCCUGGUGGGAGGUCAGGCCAUAAUCCACGUGGAACUGGUUCUUCAAAUUCUGGAGUGUUAAUGGUUGGACCUAACUUCAGAGUUGGCAAAAAAAUAGGAUGCGGUAAUUUUGGAGAACUACGGUUAGGAAAAAAUUUAUACACAAAUGAAUAUAUGGCAAUUAAGCUGGAGCCAAUGAAGUCGAGAGCACCACAGCUACAUUUGGAAUACAGAUUCUACAAGCAGCUAGGAUCUGGAGAUGGAAUACCUCAGGUUUACUAUUUUGGCCCAUGUGGCAAAUAUAAUGCUAUGGUGCUAGAACUACUUGGACCUAGUCUGGAAGAUUUAUUUGACUUGUGUGGUAGGACAUUUUCUCUUAAAACCGUUCUUAUGAUAGCCAUACAGUUGAUUUCUCGUAUGGAAUAUGUCCAUUCAAAGAACUUGAUAUACAGAGAUGUAAAACCUGAGAACUUCUUAAUAGGACGACCUGGAAACAAAACCCAGCAAAUUAUUCAUAUUAUAGAUUUUGGUUUGGCAAAGGAGUAUAUAGAUGCAGAAACGAAGAAGCACAUACCAUAUCGAGAACACAAGAGCCUUACAGGAACAGCUAGAUACAUGAGUAUAAAUACACAUUUAGGAAAAGAGCAAAGUAGAAGAGAUGAUUUGGAAGCUUUAGGUCAUAUGUUUAUGUAUUUUCUCAGAGGAAGCCUUCCAUGGCAAGGUUUAAAGGCUGAUACAUUAAAAGAACGUUACCAGAAAAUUGGAGACACAAAACGAGCAACCCCUAUAGAAGUACUGUGUGAAAACUUUCCAGAGGAAAUGGCUACAUACCUACGUUAUGUAAGAAGGCUAGAUUUUUUUGAAAAGCCGGACUAUGACUACUUAAGAAAGCUCUUCACAGACUUACUUGAUCGGAAAGGCUAUAAGUUUGAUUAUGAAUAUGACUGGAUUGGCAAACAGUUGCCUACUCCAGUGGGUUCAAUACAUUCAGACCCUGCACUGUCUUCAAACAGAGAAGCAUAUCAGCACAGAGAUAAAAUGCAACAAUCCAGAAAUCAGUCAACAGACCAUAGGGCAGCUUGGGACUCACAGCAAGCCAAUCCACAUCAUUUGAGGGCUCACCUAGCAGCUGACAGACAUGGUGGCUCGGUACAGGUAGUAAGCUCAACAAAUGGAGAACUGAACACAGAUGACCCAACUGCAGGCCGUUCAAAUGCACCCAUCACAGCUCCUGCAGAAGUAGAAGUAAUGGAUGAAACUAACUGCCAGAAAGUGUUGAACAUGUGGUGCUGCUGUUUUUUCAAGCGGAGGAAAAGGAAAACCAUUCAGCGCCACAAAUGACUAGAACCAAGCAGAACAUGGGAAAUUGCUUAUUUGUUCAACUGCUGUCUUGUGAUCUUAAAAACAAACAAACAAACCCUCUGUAAUGACCAAACGUUUUCCAAGGACUCCCUUAAAAACAAGGUCAUUUAUGUGUGCUUUGAUUUGGUUCUCCUGCAUCCAUCUUUUGUUUCUUUAAUUCAUUUAUUCUGAAAGCUUUAAGGUUUUGUCAAGUAUGAGUGCUUCUUCGACCAUCAACAAAUGGACCAAUAAAAUGGUACAAAUGAACAGUAUCUUCAGCAAAACUAAACUUGAAAAGUAUUUCUCCUGUCCUAGGAAGUACUAGCAGUGUCUUAGCUGAAGACAGAUGUCAUAAAUCUGUUAUUUGAGUUGGUAGCAGCUUAUCAAAAGCAGUUUUCUUCAAAAAUGCAGAAGAAAAAUACAGUUGCACAACCAUAUAGAAAAAUAAUAAAAUCUUAAACUUAUUUUCUGACA
Aptenodytes forsteri (emperor penguin) is the source of this 2385-nucleotide messenger RNA. It is a transcript of the gene CSNK1G3, whose product is annotated as casein kinase 1 gamma 3. The transcript is spliced from 16 exons. The record is from RefSeq and is a predicted model, not a curated record. NCBI's taxonomy places the organism in Eukaryota, Metazoa, Chordata, Aves, Sphenisciformes, Spheniscidae. Gene Ontology annotation, molecular function: ATP binding; protein serine/threonine kinase activity. The coding region runs from base 541 to 1911 and encodes 456 amino acids. Gene Ontology annotation, cellular component: plasma membrane; nucleus; cytoplasm. Gene Ontology annotation, biological process: peptidyl-serine phosphorylation; signal transduction; positive regulation of canonical Wnt signaling pathway.